AUGUCACUAGCAGAGGAUUCCCCUAGAGGUGGUUGGCAUUGUCUGGUUUCACCCCGUAUACUGGACGAGGUGCACCCCAUGUUGUGCCAGGCGUGUGUGGAUCUCCACAGGUGGGGGAUGCUAGGGGGGGGGGGGGGGGAGAUCAGACCUCUGCAGCUUUUGCAUCUCUUGCCCUGGCAGGGGCUGGGUUGUGUUGGCGUGACCUGGGCCGCUGUCGGUUCCCAUCCACAAACUCAUCCAGUUUUAGCGCCUUUGCAAAGCCAGGGCCCCCUUCUCCCCGGGUGCCGCAGCCCCGCGCGUGGCCAGCCCUCCCCAGCUGGGCUUUUCCCUCCCCUUGACACCUCUCCAGCCCCCCCCCCCCCGCGGCCCGUGUCCGGUUUCUCCUGUCAGAGCAGGAGCCCAGCGCAAACCAAUGGCGGAGGGAGCGGGGGAAAGGCCCCCUAUAUAGCCCGGGGACUCCGGGGCGCUCCCAGUCUGCGCCGAGCCGGCUCCAGGAGCGCAGCGCAGCGCCCCGCGCAGCCCGAGCUCCCGGAGGAGGGUGAGUCGGAGAUGGUGCAACUCACGCCUGCCCUGCUGCUCUUCGCCGCCGCCAGCCUGGCCCUGGCCCUGCCCCGAGAGCCCCGGAAGGAUGGUUCCCGACCGGCCAAGACCGACGUGCUGGGGAAACACCGGAAAAAGAGGCCUGAGGGCACAGCAGGCGCCACCGAGUGGACCUCCUGGUUCAAUGUGGACCACCCCGGCGGGGAGGGCGAUUACGAGAGCCUGGAGGCCGUCCGCUUCUACUACCGGGAGCGGGUGUGCGCCCGGCCAGUCUCCAUCCAGGCCCGCACCACCGAGUGGGAGCUGCCCGAGGACGUGGGCGAGAUCGUGCACUACAGCCCUGAGAAGGGAUUCUGGUGCAUCAACCGGGAGCAGCCGGGGGGAAGAACCUGCUCCAACUACCACGCCCGCUUCCUGUGCCCCGUGGAGCACGACGACUGGUCGCACUGGUCCGCCUGGAGCACCUGUUCCAGACCCGCCUGCGGGGGUAGCGGGUUCCAGACCCGACAGCGCAGCUGCCUCCACAGCCAGCCCCUGUCCGGGUUGCAGCCCAAGUGUGCGGGGAAAGCCACGCAGAGACGGGCGUGCAGCGCCGGGCCCUGCACAGAUGCUGGGUGGAGCGAGUGGGGCGCCUGGAGCCCCUGCUCCAAGAGCUGCGGUAGCGGUGGGAAGCGAGUCCGGCAUCGGAGCUGCAAGAAAUCCAAGAGUUCCCACUGCGUCGGCCGCCCCUCGGAGGUGCAGAAAUGCGCCCGGACACCCUGCCCAGCCUGCCAGAGCUGUGCCCUGGGUGCGGCGAACAAGAACUGCAGCAGCUGCACGUGCCAGGAUCACACCCUGGUGGGCACCGUCCUGAGCACCGAGGGGGCCGCCCUCGCCAAUGCCCGGGUCUCCCUCAAGGCCAAGCCACAGGCCGUGCUGGCCAGGACCGACCACCGGGGCAGCUUCAGCAUCCGGGGGGUCUGUGCCAGCAGCGGGGCCAAUGUCAGCGUCCAGUUGGAGACGUUCACCCCGGGCGAGGCUCAGAUUGUCUCCAAUGGCUCCAGGAGGUCGUCGGUGCAGGUCACGCUCCAGAGGCUGGAGAAGCCCUACAUGGUGAUGCACCCUGAGUCCAAGGUGCGGGUGGCAGGCCAGGGCGUGACUCUCUGCUGUGUGGCCUCCGGCAACCCCCUGCCCACAAAAUAUCACUGGUACCACAACGGGACGCUCCUGGACCGGAAACUCCACAAGUACAACAGCAGCUUGGUGCUGCGGGACCUGGAGCUGCACCAGGCCGGAUUCUAUCACUGCAAAGCCAGCACUGACGUGGGCUCCAUCAAAUCCUCCCCCGCGUUCCUGACCGUGACUGGCCAGGGGCAGCCGAGCUGCAAGGCCGAGCCGGAGGAAUACCUCAUCAAGCUGCCCAGCGAGUGCUUCCAGGAGGCCGGGCGCUCCCCGUACUACAACGUGGGGCGCUGCCCCAAUGUCCGCUGCGCCGGGAGCCUGAAGGACGAGCUGCAGUGCCGGGAUGGGGCGGGACACUGCUGCAGGGUCCGGCGCAUGGAGGUGCGGGAGAUCCACUGCGCCGGCUCCGUCCUGCCCGUCAAGGUGGUGGCCAAGUGCGGCUGCGAGAGAUGCGCCCGGCCCAAGAUCCUGGUGCACGGCCGGGUGACGGCGGCCGACGAUGGGGAGCCGCUGCGCUUCGGCCAGAUCUUCCUGGGCAAAGAGAACGUCGGCUUCACCGGCUACAAGGGCACCUUUGCCAUCGACGUGCCCCCGGACACGCGGCGGCUGGUGGUCCGGUUCGUGGACCGGCUGCAGAAGUUUGUGGACACGGUCAAGGUCCUGCCCUUCGACCCCCGGGGCGGCGCCGUCUACCAGGACAUCAAGGUGAUGCGGAAGAAAGAGCCGGUGGACCUGGACCCCACGCAGGCCAAUAUCAUCCUGCUGGGGGAGCUGGAGGGCCAGGAGCCGGUGGGGGAGAUGGUUAUACCAGCUGGAUCCUUCCUCCGGCCCAACGGGGAGGUGUACAAUGGCACCGUCAAGGCCAGUGUGACCUUCCUGGACCCCCGGGACGUCAUCACGGCGGCCGCUGCCUCCAGCGACCUCAACUUUGUCAACGCCGAGGGGGAUCUCUUCCCGCUGAGGACCUACGGCAUGUUCUCCGUGGACUUCUGGGAGAGCGAGUCCAACCAGGUGCUGCAGACAGGCCGGGUGGAGGUGCGGGUGGACGCGGAACAGAUCCGCAUGCCCGAGCACCUCCAGAAGAUGAAGCUGUGGUCCCUGAACCCCGAGACAGGCCUGUGGGAGGAGGAAGGCGCCUUCCGCCGGGCCAAGGAGCGGCGGGGCAAGCGGGAGGAGAGGGCCUUCUUGGUCGGCAACGUGGAGAUCCGGGAGAGGCGGCUCUUCAACCUGGACGUGCCCGAGAGCCGCCGCUGCUUCGUCAAAGUUCGGGCCUACAUCAACGAGAAGUUCAUCCCCAGCGAGCAGCUGGAGGGAGUGGUCGUCACCCUCAUCAACCUGGAGCCCGAGCCCGGCUACUCCUCCAACCCCCGGGCCUGGGGGCGCUUCGACAGCGUCCUCACCGGGCCCAACGGAGCCUGCCUGCCGGCUUUCUGCGACAGCCAGCGGGCCGACGCCUACACGGCCUACGUGACCGCCACCAUUGGCGGGGAGGAGCUGGAGGCAGUGCCCUCCAGCCCCAAGCUCAACCCCAACGCCGUGGGGGUGUCCCAGCCCUACCUCAACAAGCUGGGCUACCGCCGGACGGACCACGACGACCCCCGCCUCAAGAAGACAGCCUUCCAGAUCAACCUGGCCAAGCCCAACCCCAACAACAUAGACGAGGUCAACGGGCCCAUCUACGCCUACCGGAGCCUGAGGGAGUGUGAGGAGGCGCCCGUUGCCGACAACCACUUCCGCUUCUACCGGGUGGAGGUGGACAAGUACGAGUACAACGUCGUGCCCUUCAAGGAGAGCGACCUGGCCUCCUGGACCGGCGACUACCUGUCCUGGUGGCCCAACCCCCAGGAGUUCAGGGCCUGCUACAUCAAGGUGAAAAUCAGUGGCCCCCAGGAAUACAUGGUGAGGUCCCGGAGCGUGGGCGGCAGCCACCCCCGGACACGUGGCCAGCUGUACGGCCUACGGGACACCCGCAGCGUCCGGGACAUGGAGAUCUACAACACCUCGGCCGCCUGCGUGGAGUUCAAAUGCAGCGGGAUGCUCUUCGACCAGAGCCUGAUCGACCGCACCUUGGUUUCCAUCGUCCCUCAGGGCAGCUGUCGCCGCACCGCCGUCAACAGCCUCCUGCGGGAGUACCUGGGCCGCCACCCGCCGGUGGUGGAGAACAACGACACCGCCGUCUUCAACAUGCUGGCGCCUGUGGACCCACUGGGCCACAACUACGGCAUCUACACGGUCACCGACCAGAACCCCCGGCUGGCCAAGGAGAUCGCCAUCGGCCGCUGCUUCGACGGCACGUCUGACGGCUUCUCCCGGGAGAUGAAGUCCGACAUGGGCACGGCCCUGACCUUCUACUGCCAGGAGAAGCCCGUCACCCGGCAGAGCUUCUUCCAGCGCCUGCUCAGCUCACCCGUAGACACCCUGACCGAGAUCCGCCGUGAGAUGAGGGGCAACGAGCAACUGCGGGCCCCCUCCCAGGUGGUGGCCUACCCCGCUGGCCUCAGGACCGGGAUCUCCACCCAGACCCGACGGACCCCCAGCAGCCGGAGAAGGAUGGGCCUGAUCCGGGCUCAGCAGUGA
Molecule: messenger RNA, 4278 nt
Organism: Emys orbicularis (European pond turtle)
Lineage: Eukaryota; Metazoa; Chordata; Testudines; Emydidae
Gene: CILP2
Product: cartilage intermediate layer protein 2
Source: RefSeq, a predicted model, not a curated record